Molecule: messenger RNA, 1074 nt
Organism: Cladocopium goreaui
Lineage: Eukaryota; Dinophyceae; Suessiales; Symbiodiniaceae
Source: the annotation of a GenBank genome assembly
AUGGGCAGGGCACGGCACAUUCGCAUCGACCACCGGCGGGCAGACUUCCCUUCGCGGGCCGCGGCGGACGCCGGCUCCAGGCUGGUGACUGCCUUCCGCCCCUCGCCCUCGACACUGCAUGCCCUUCGUAAUGCACGGAGAUCGCCGCGGGUUGCAAGUGCGGUGCCUGAGAAUUACGAAAACCCUGUGUUCCUCGAUUUCGACACCUGGGUGGAAGAGCAUCAGCGGGAACGCGUGUUCUACGAUGAUGUUCCACCACCGGGAGCAUAUUACGAUGGUGCGUUCACCUAUGGCGAGCCCUGCUGCGAACCGCCCUGGACUUGGCACUUACUGCCGGGCGGGUUGCUUUACCGUUCUUAUCUAGCCGGACCGCUGGAACCUCGUCUGGGUGGCGUUUGGAUCGACGAGCGCGGCGAAGGCUCCUUGUGGGACAUCGCGUUGGGCGGUCGCGUUGGAAUCCUUCGUUAUGGAACCCCGGGCGAUUACGGGGCGAGCGGCUGGCAAAUCGAUGUGGAAGGUGCUGCUUUCCCCCGGUUGGACCUGGAUGAAAACCGGGACAUGGUCUCCACCGACUUUCGCUUUGGUGUUCCGCUUACCUACGCCUCGGGAAAGUGGCAAGCCAAGCUGGCAUACUAUCACUUGAGCUCGCACCUGGGCGAUGAACUACUCGAGCGAGUUCCCACGACCGUUCGCCGAAACUACAGCCGCGAUGCUUUCGUCCUAGGAGCCGGCUACUUCAUCAUCCCGGAGAUUCGCCUGUACGGUGAACUUGGCUACGCUUUUUACAACAGCGGCGGCUCUGAGCCUUGGGAAACGCAAUUCGGCGUUGAAUUUGCCCCAGCAGCCCCGACAGGCAUCUAUGGGGCGCCUUUCGCCGCGGUGAAUGCACAGUUCAGAGAAGAUGAAGAUUGGAACGGCACUUUUGUAGCGCAAGCCGGUUGGGCCAUAAGCGGCGACACCGCGCGGCAUCUCUUUCGACUGGGGGUCCAGUACCUCAACGGUCGUAGUAACCAAAUGCAGUUUCUCGGUACCAACGAACAACAAAUUGGUUUCGGCAUUUGGUACGACUUCUAA